CAGGUACUGUCACUAUUGUUCGAGCCGUGCAGUGGUGGAGCGCUAGCAAUUUUCCUCGAUGAUGCUAGAAAAGCUCUUUCUCAUGGGGCAUCAUACGAUAUCUCGUUGGAGCAUAAAGUGCACUUCUUAGCCUAUCAUCUUCAUCGAUUCGCUAUGAAUAUUGCGCAAGCAUUGAUUUUCCUUCACGAUCAAGGCUGUACACAUUCACAUAUCACAGUGGAAAACGUUUAUUUAGCAUCAGACUACAAUGAUCCUUUGGACAUUCCAUGCGAUCAAACUGUGAAACUUGGCGAUUUUUGUUGGGCAUCUGUGCCGCGGGUGAACUGGCAGUAUGGGUUAUUGUUGGCAUCCAUGGUGACCUUAAACUCUGCCCAGGCUCUGAUUUGCUUGCCACCGGAUGCACUUCUCACUGAUAGAAUCAUCAAAAACUAUUACACGUGCCUUUCAUCAGGGAUUCGUCAAGUAGAUCCGUACAUGUCAUCGUUGAAAAGCAAAAUUCUCAUGUGCUUAACGUCAAAUGUUCGGAGUCGAGCGACUAUGAAGAAAAUUGAGAAGGAACUGGUCUCUCUCAACUUCAAAGCACCCGAGUCCGUGACAGGAACGAACUCAGUAUUGGUAUAG
Molecule: messenger RNA, 621 nt
Organism: Ostertagia ostertagi
Lineage: Eukaryota; Metazoa; Nematoda; Chromadorea; Rhabditida; Trichostrongylidae
Source: the annotation of a GenBank genome assembly